This is a messenger RNA of Microthlaspi erraticum, 1515 nucleotides long. NCBI's taxonomy places the organism in Eukaryota, Viridiplantae, Streptophyta, Magnoliopsida, Brassicales, Brassicaceae. The record is from the annotation of a GenBank genome assembly.
AUGUCGUUAGAAGAAGCAGAACCACCAAACCAAACUCUAGAUCACGUCCUAGGCUGGCUUGAGGAAACUAUGUCCUUAACCCCAUUACCUGGACUCGAUGAUUCUUUUUUCCUCCACGAGUUUGACGGGUCUCAAACGUUGGAAUGGGAUCAGACUCCAUAUCCGGGACAUGAUCUUCUUCAAAGCUAUACUCAAGAUCUUAAUGCAUAUAUGAAUUGUGAAACAACCAACCUGGAAGUGCUAACAGAAGAUCCAGUCAUUGAUUCGGAUCCUCCACCCGAGCUUCAGCAACCAAACGAUCAUUCCAAGAAAAGGAACCUUGAUGGGCUUAUCGAUGCCCAACAUGUGAAAAGAUCAAGAAGGGGCAAGAGAAAAGCAAACAAGCCUAGUGAGAAGAGCUGUGGUAACAAGGAAAAGAGAUGGGCAGAGCAACUGCUUAACCCUUGUGCCUUGGCAAUCACGGCAAAGAACUCAUCAAGGGUUCAACAUUACCUUUGUGUUCUCUCUGAACUUGCCUCUUCUUCUGGAGAUGCUAACCAUCGUCUUGCAGCUUUUGGUCUUCACGCUUUGCAACACCAUCUCUCAACCUCCACUGUGUCGUCCUCUGUUACUUUUGCUUCAGCAGAAGUGAAGAUGUUUCAAAAGACUCUGCUCAAGUUCUAUGAGGUAAGCCCUUGGUUUGCUUUGCCUAAUAACAUGGCAAACUCAGCUAUCCUUCAGAUCCUAGGACAAGAGACCAGAGAUAAAAAGGAUCUUCAUGUUCUUGAUAUUGGUGUUUCUCACGGUAUGCAAUGGCCCACUUUUCUGGAAGCUCUGUGCAGCAGACCAGAAGGACCUCCUCCUCGUGUUCGAAUUACCGUUGUAUCUGAUCUAACCGGAGACAUACCUUUCUCUGUUGGUCCACCAGCUUACAACUAUGGUUCUCAGCUCAUUGGCUUUGCUCGGUCCCUCAACAUCAACCUCCAUAUCAGUGUACUAGACAAGUUCCAACUCAUUGAUACCUCACCUCAUGAGACCUUGAUCGUCUGUGCUCAGUUUAGGCUGAAUCAACUGAAACAUGGCAUCACUGAUGAGAAAAGUGAGGCUUUGAUAGCACUGAGAAGUUUGAAGCCAAAAGGAGUGGUUCUUUGUGAGAACAUUAAUGGAGAAGGCAGUAGUAGAGCGGACUUUGCAGCAGGUUUCUCGAGGAAACUGGAAUACCUUUGGAAGUUUCUGGACUCAACAGGCUCUGGAUUCAAAGAAGAGAACAGCGAAGAGCGGAAGCUUAUGGAAGGAGAGGCAACAAAGGUGUUGAUGAGUUCAGGAGAGAUGAAUGAAGGAAAAUACAUAUGGUAUGAAAGGAUGAGAGAAGCUGGUUUUACUGAAGAAGCGUUUGGAGAAGAUGCUAUUGAUGGAGCCAAAUCUUUGUUGAGAAAGUAUGACAACAAUUGGGAAAUAAGGAUGGAGGAUGGAGAUACAUUUGCUGGGUUGCUUUGGAAUGGAGAGGCAGUUUCCUUUUGUUCCUUGUGGAAGUAG